GUUUUUUAUGUCACGACGAUGGCCAACGAAUCUUCAAUAAGAGCUCGAGUAGUUGUUCAGCAGUGUCUACAUGCAAAACUUCAGGUGAAACUUUCGGAAGCCAAGAGUGGGGCCGAAUGGGUUGAGAUUAGCCGGGGAAUGGUUAUCUAUGUCUGUUUCUUCAAGGGUGCAACCGAAGAUAUAAUCCCCAAAAUGGUGAACGGUCUACUAAACAUGAAGAUUUGUGAAACAGAUUCUGGGAAGUAUACUUCAGUCCUCGAAUUACCUGGCAGUGUUCUUAUUGUACCUCAAGCAACACUGGGAGGAAAACCUAAGGGUAAAGGCAUGCAGUACCAUGGCAACAUUGGCAAAGAGGAUGGACAGAGGCUUUAUGCUAGCUUUGUCGCCCAUUGUGAGAAUGAGCUUAGUUUGUCUUGCAAAUGCAGCGAAGCUGGAACAGAAGUCAAACAUGGAACGUAUGGUAACAGACAAAUCCUGAAGCUGGAUACAAAUGGACCCUACACCCAUUUAAUGGAAUUUUAAGAAUUUAAUGUCUCGACAUGGACAAGUAACAACUUCAUUAAAG
This is a messenger RNA of Electrophorus electricus (electric eel), 565 nucleotides long. RefSeq names its product D-aminoacyl-tRNA deacylase 2-like. Gene Ontology annotation, molecular function: D-tyrosyl-tRNA(Tyr) deacylase activity. Gene Ontology annotation, biological process: tRNA metabolic process. Lineage: Eukaryota; Metazoa; Chordata; Actinopteri; Gymnotiformes; Gymnotidae. The record is from RefSeq and is a predicted model, not a curated record. Gene Ontology annotation, cellular component: cytoplasm.